This is a messenger RNA of Varroa destructor (honeybee mite), 1152 nucleotides long. Its product is annotated as COX assembly mitochondrial protein homolog. Gene Ontology annotation, cellular component: mitochondrion. Lineage: Eukaryota; Metazoa; Arthropoda; Arachnida; Mesostigmata; Varroidae. The record is from RefSeq and is a predicted model, not a curated record.
UCUGAAUGAUAUGAAGUUAUAAGCAUCUACACUGCUAUAGCGAAGCGCUUCAUUCUAGGUUGUUCCAUAUCGAUACACAGAUAAAGGAGUCUCAUACCGUUGAUGUGCGCGUUCUUACUGUGAAUCAAGUACUACAUUGCAAACUUUUCGACUUCGAAUAUUUACCUCGAACAACUGGAAACGAUGAAGCCUGAAUGAACAACUGAAACAAUAGAAGAUUGAAUUAGUUUUCAGGCACUUUGAAUGUGAGCCUUACAGGGCUUAAAUUGAAGUGAACCGAAGAUUCUUGUGAUUGAAUUUCGGUUCAGUCCUCGACCAGAAAACUGCUGAUGUGUUCGAAGAUUUCUCGGCGAAUGGGAACUCAACUCCUUGUUUUCAUGACAAAAAGAUCUGAGCAUAAGUAGUACAUCAAACCGGUAUUCAAGUACUGUUCAUUUUCUGACGAGUCUAUAUUGCUCAGGUGCAUUGAGCAACAAUUUUCUAGCGUUAGUACAAUGGGUUGGUGGUUUUUUCCAAAUCGCAACGAUGACCACACAGUACUCGCGAAAUAUCUAAGUGGGGGACCUUACGGACUCGGGGACCCCAAUGAUAAGAGUUUGCGAAAGGUUGAAAAAGAAAUUCUAAUUCCUAAAUUGAUGCGUGAUCGGACGAAAGCGGAAAAGUGCGCAGCUGAGGUAAAGGCAUUUGGCGAAUGUGCUAAACGUGAAGGAUUGUCAGUCGUUUUCAACUGUCGAAGAGAAAAUGACGCCAUGAAGUCCUGCAUGGUAAGGUGGUACACAGACUCCCAGUUCAAGGAAGAGUGUACCCAGCAAUAUUUAGCCGAUCGGACGCAUUAUCGUGAAACUGGUAUCAAAAAGAAGAGAAUGCCAAGAGGGGCCGUAAGGCCUGAUGCAACCCCCGAAGUACCAACGUAAUGAACGGUGCUGCUUAUCCUUACAGGCUUAUUAUAUUAGUUGAAUAAAACUUGACAUUUUAUAAGUAAAAAAAAUAAACGAGGACACUCUACUAAUGUCUCUAGAAAAGCAUUCAUUUUAGUAGAUUCUACAGUGACGUUUUUUUUAAGUGUGCAUUAAAAAAGACUAUUCUUUAAAGUAUUUAACGUAAAAUUAGUUGUGCAAAAUCAGUAAGAGGAACAAAUACAAACCAGGAAUG